AGCGCUUCGGCCAAGUUCAUUCUGCCAUAAAACGUUUCCUGAAAGAUCUGUAGAACUUCCUCCGCACUCUAUAGACAGAACGAUUUAUAAAACAAAAAGGCUUCGUUGAAAUUGAGAGAAUGACCAAUAAAAAUACAAUGCAGCAUUGUUUUUUUUAAGCCCUGUUUCCUGCAUGCCGCAGUUAAAGGGAAUUUUUGCAGUCAGCACUCGAACGGGUCCUGUUCCGUGCGCCCAGCCCGCCCCAGGGUGCGGUCCAAUGGGUAUUUAAGUACCGGAGUGCUGCAGCUCAGAGCAGCAGUCCCGACUGAAACAAAAUCGCACAUCAGACCUGCAGACGCAAGUUACCACCAUGGGCAACUGGAUUGUGAACCACGGGUUAUCGGUUUUUAUACUGGUGAUUUGGAUGGGAAUCAACAUAUUUCUGUUUCUGUACUACUAUUUUUUCUACGAUCUGGGGGACCAGUAUGUCUACACCCGACACCUUCUGGGGUCCGCGCUGGCGUGGGCUCGGGCGCCGGCCGCCGUGCUCAACUUCAACUGCAUGCUGAUCCUGCUGCCGGUGUGCCGGAACCUGCUGUCACUGGUCCGCGGCUCCUUCGUGUGUUGCGGACGGUCUAUGCGGAAGCAGUUGGACAAGAACCUGACUUUCCACAAACUGACAGCCUACAUGAUUGCCCUCAUGACGGCUGUCCACAUCAUCGCUCACCUGCUGAACCUGGAGUGGCUGAACAACAGCAGACAGGGAGAGUACGACACCCUCAGCACUGAGCUCUCUGAGCUGGGAGAUGUGCCUGACGAGAGCUUCCUCAAUCCCAUCCGCUCCAACAACACCACUCCCACGUACGUGGCGUUUACCACCAUUGCCGGCCUCACGGGGGUCAUCAUCACCUUGGCCUUCAUCCUCAUGAUCACCUCGUCCAUGGAGGUCAUCCGGCGCAGCUUCUAUGAGGUCUUCUGGUACACCCACCACCUCUUCAUCAUCUUCUUCGCUGGGCUGGUCUUUCACGGAGCUGGGCGGAUUGUGCGCCAGCAGACAGAGGACAGCAUGCUGCUCCACAAGACUGCGGUCUGCAGCAACCAGUCCUUGUACUGGGGCAAGAUCGAGGAGUGUCCCAUCCCACAGUUCAAAGGAGGGGAGCCAGGGACGUGGAAGUGGGUGUUAGGACCCAUGUUCUUGUACCUGUGUGAACGUGUGCUGCGCUUUAUUCGCUACCUGCAGAAGGUCACAUAUCGGAAGAUUGUGAUCCACCCUUCCAACGUGCUGGAGCUGCAGCUGACGAAGCCAGGGUUCCACAUGGAGGUGGGGCAGUACGUCUUCCUCAACUGCCCUUCCGUCUCCCAGCUGGAGUGGCACCCCUUCACCCUGACCUCUGCCCCCGAGGAGGACUUCAUGAGCGUGCACAUCCGCUCCGUGGGGGAUUGGACCCGCGGGCUCAUCAGCCAGCUGGAGAACCUGCCCGAGGGGGCGCAGGGGCCCAGGAUGGCCGUGGAUGGCCCGUUUGGCACGGCCAGUGAGGAUGUGUUCGACUAUGAGGUCAGCAUGCUGGUUGGCUGUGGCAUCGGGGUCACGCCUUUCGCCUCCAUCCUCAAGUCCAUCUGGUACAAGUUCAAGGAGUCGAACCCUAAACUCCGCACCAGAAAGAUCUUCUUCUGCUGGGUGUGUCGGGAGACCCAUGCCUUUGAGUGGUUUGCAGACCUGCUGCAAGUGCUGGAGAAGCAGAUGGAGGAGAGGGGGAUGAAGGACUUCCUCACCUACAAGCUCUUCCUGACUGGCUGGGACCACAGUCACGCUGCUCAUGCCAUGGUUCACUUUGACAAGGACACAGACAUCAUCACUGGGCUCAAACAGAAAACUCAUUAUGGCAGGCCAAACUGGGACAAGGAAUUUGAGGAGAUCCGCAAGGAAAAUCCCACGUCAGUUGUUGGUGUGUUCCUGUGUGGGCCUCAGAGUCUGGCGAAGACCCUGGAGCAGAAAUGUGUGAAGUAUUCCGAUGUCGAUCCCCGAAAAGUGAAGUUUUACUUCAACAAGGAGAACUUCUAAGCAGAUUGAAUUCGUAAACUUCCUUUGAACUCUGCUGUAUGGAGACAGUGGCACUCCAAUAAGAUGCUGACUGCAGCAGCAACAAUCUCCACCUCUCACGUUCUCUUUUGCACAAAGACUCAUUAAGGAAUCAAGCGAUCCGGACAGCUGUUUGUGAAUUGAAGGCUUUGGUAGCAGGUUUCUGUGGCCCACAUGCACAGACUUCACCUUUCCACCUGCACAACUGCUGGAAGUCAGCACACCUGUGUGAAUGCUUUCAGGUCCAUCACUGAGCUUUCACAGGGGCUCAUGAAUUAUGCACACAGCAAGACAGCAAGCCAGGAAGCCAGGGACCUCAAGUCUGAUCGGCACAUCUGAGGAGGGCAAUUUAAAUAGCUUUCAAAGAAAUGUCAAGAAAACAGUUUGGACUUUGCACCCUGUGUAUUGCUGCAGGACACUCUGAAUGCCAAUGGGGAACAAUCAGUUACUGUCUGGCCCUCCUCAAGAUGACAAGCUGGUCUGGGUGACUCAUUGCACUCCCUUUGAGGAGUUCCAAGCGACAGUUUGUGUUCCUGGAAGUUCAGAAGUAUGGAGUAGAGUUUGAUUAGCUUAAUCACUCAUCCUCACAGUGUGAAACGAAUUUGUAAUGACCAGAUGUUUUCAUUUUAAAUGUCCCAGCUAUAGCAUGUACAACUGCUAUAACUACAUGUAUAUGCAUAUACACCAGCUAUAACCGUUCCAGGGCAGGACAGGCCAAACUGCUUAAAUAGAAGUCAGGCAAUGCACCUGAUCUUACUAACAGUGGAUGGUAUUUUCAAAAGAAGAAAGAUUCUGCUUAUGUUAUGUCUUUUGCUUUAUAUUCCAGGGCUCAGAAAAUAAUUACCUAGUGCAAUUAUCUUCUCUGGAUGCAGCCACUUCACAUAAAAAAUGCAGCAAAAUAAGCAUUGGAGCCAAUAGCAUUUGUUACAUUUUAAUGACUCUACAGUGUAUUUUUAAAUGAUUGUCUAGUUUUUAAUAGCAGGGUAAUGCUCUACUGUACUCACAGUGUUAUUAGCCUGAUAAUUGUAUCUGUCAAAACUGACGCUGUAUUGUAAUGAUAAACGUAUGAGAUAGUAUGUAUAACUGA
Molecule: messenger RNA, 3146 nt
Organism: Lepisosteus oculatus (spotted gar)
Lineage: Eukaryota; Metazoa; Chordata; Actinopteri; Semionotiformes; Lepisosteidae
Gene: nox1
Product: NADPH oxidase 1
Biological process (GO): defense response; superoxide anion generation
Cellular component (GO): plasma membrane; NADPH oxidase complex
Molecular function (GO): superoxide-generating NAD(P)H oxidase activity
Source: RefSeq, a predicted model, not a curated record